Molecule: messenger RNA, 841 nt
Organism: Oryza sativa Japonica Group (Japanese rice)
Lineage: Eukaryota; Viridiplantae; Streptophyta; Magnoliopsida; Poales; Poaceae
Product: ubiquitin-ribosomal protein eL40A fusion protein
Biological process (GO): protein ubiquitination; translation; modification-dependent protein catabolic process
Cellular component (GO): nucleus; ribosome; cytoplasm
Molecular function (GO): structural constituent of ribosome; protein tag activity; ubiquitin protein ligase binding
Source: RefSeq, a predicted model, not a curated record
GCCGCCAUCAGUUCGCUCUCGCCACCAACACCACCGCCAUUUCCACUCGCUCGAGAGCACCAGAUUAGCGGAGGAGAUAGGGGUCCGCGACUCGCGAGGGAGAGGAAAGCAAGCGGAGUUGAGGAUGCAGAUCUUCGUGAAGACGCUGACGGGGAAGACCAUCACCCUCGAGGUGGAGAACAGCGACGCCGUCGCCAACGUCAAGGCCAAGAUCCAGGACAAGGAAGGUAUCCCGCCGGACCAGCAGCGCCUCAUCUUCGCCGGGAAGCAGCUGGAGGAUGGCCGCACGCUGGCCGACUACAACAUCCAGAAGGAGUCCACGCUUCACCUGGUGCUUCGCCUACGCGGCGGCCACAUCUGGAUCGAGCCCUCGCUCAGGGUCCUCGCCUACAAGCACAACAUCAACAAGAUGGUCUGCAGGAAGUGCUAUGCAACUCUGCCUCCCAGGGCUACAAACUGCCGCAAGAAGAAGUGUGGCCACAGCAAUCAGCUGAGGCCAAAGAAGGUGAGGUGGUGCAGGUACUUCAACUUCUGAAGAGUCAUCUCAUCCAUCAUUCCAUCAGUAUCAUCAGAGUCACCAGCGUUCAAGCGUUAUCAAAGCUAAAGUUCCUACUGGAUGCCGAAUCUAGACUAUUACUUUGACUACUUGUUACUGCCUUGAGUAAUAAGCACUUGUUACCUAGUACUUUAUGUGCUAGCUGUUUCUUUUUCAGCCAUGUCAAGUUUGCUGGAUGUUGAAUCUUGACUAAACCUUUUGGGGACGGUUAAUAGCAAGCAUGCAUAGUAGGUGGAAGUAACAUGGAGGCAUAACCAUCCCUUAAUUUCCAUAUUUUUUUUGCAA